This is a messenger RNA of Boleophthalmus pectinirostris (great blue-spotted mudskipper), 2868 nucleotides long. RefSeq names its product matrix metallopeptidase 25b (gene mmp25b). Gene Ontology annotation, molecular function: zinc ion binding; metalloendopeptidase activity. The record is from RefSeq and is a predicted model, not a curated record. Gene Ontology annotation, biological process: collagen catabolic process; extracellular matrix organization; proteolysis. Lineage: Eukaryota; Metazoa; Chordata; Actinopteri; Gobiiformes; Gobiidae. Gene Ontology annotation, cellular component: extracellular matrix.
UGACAUCAUUCUCAGACAUCUGCCCAUAGUAACUAAAGAGACACUAGAGAGAGAUGCCUUAUAUGUUACAUGCAGCAGCAGAGGGAGGAAGAAGAGCCAGAUCGAUGAGCCCAGCCUAGUCUCCAGAGAGCAGCUUCAGAAGAAGCCCAAACAACGGUAGCGGUCACGAUGGAACUGGGGCCACUGUGUGUCGUCUUGAUCUUUUUGGGGAAUGUAUUGGCUGUGGAUGACCAGUACAGUAGAGCCGUGGAUUGGCUGAGCAGAUAUGGCUACCUCCCACCCCCAGACCCUCGCACCAGCAAACUGCAAACAAAAGAGGGCAUAGAAAAGGCCAUCCAGGUUAUGCAGAGAUUUGGAGGUGUCCCAGAAACAGGCGUUCUUGAUGAGAAGACUCUGAAGCUCAUGUCCACUCCUCGCUGCUCCCUGCCUGAUAUCAUGAGCAGUGAAGACAUGAUGAAGAAGAAGAGGAGGAGGAGGAAGAGAUAUGCACUGUCAGGCCUCAAGUGGCACAAAACAGAGCUCACAUGGAGCGUCCAUAGUUACCCAUCACCGGCCACAUCGCCCCAAAUGGGGCCCGGGUUGGUUGAUAACAUCUUGACCCGUGCAUUAAAAGCCUGGAGUGACGCAGCCCCUUUGCGUUUCCAGCGGGUGCCCAGUGAGAGCGCAGGUGUACCAGCAGGGGGGGAUAUCAGAAUAUCUUUUGCGAAGUUGUUACAUGACGACGGGUAUCCUUUUGAUGGAGAAGGUGGGACCCUAGCACACGCCUUCUUCCCCAGCGGGGACGAGGUGGCAGGCGAUACCCACUUUGACGAUCAUGAAAGCUGGAGCUUCAGAGGGAACAGCAGCAGCUCCAUAGACUUGUUCACUGUUGCGGUGCAUGAGUUCGGGCAUGCUCUUGGUCUGUCCCACUCCUCCUCUGAUCCCUCCAUAAUGCGCCCAUAUUACCAGGGUCCCGUGGAGGAUCUUCUCAAGUAUCAUCUGGCCCUGGAUGAUAAGAUGGCCAUUCAACAGCUUUAUGGUGUGCAAGAUGAUAAAUCAGCAGACAAACCUGAUUUACCACUGCCCAGUCCACCUCCACCAAGACCAACAAAGCAUUUCGACACAUCUUUUCUGAAACGGUGCCAGGGAGGAUUUGAUGCUGUGGCCAAUAUCAGAGGAGAAGUUUUCUUUUUUAAAGGUGAUGAAUUUUGGAGGACCAAACGUGAUGGCUCAUUGAUCUCCCUCAAUCCCUCUCGAAUCAGAAACUUUUGGAUGGGUCUGCCCCCGGGGUCUUACAAGAUUGAUUCUGUGUAUGAGCGAAAGGCUGACAGUCGUAUUGUCUUCUUUAUUGGGUCUCAGUACUGGGUUUUCAAGGACACAGAGGUGAUGAGUGGCUACCCAAAGCCUUUAUCUGACUGGGGCAUGAAGACUAAAAAAGGGCAGCCAGUGGACAAGGUGGAGGCAGCGUUUAUCUGGGACCAUAAUGGGAAGACGUACCUGUUCAGUGGAGGAGAGUACUGGCGCUUCAGCGAGGUGCGGAGGGAGGGCCAGGUGAACAGAAAACUAGACCCGGACUUCCCUCGAGACAGCAGCGUGUGGAAGGGAGUGCCCACAGACAUGGACGAUAUCAUCAGCUGGGGAGAAGGUGAUACCUACUUCUUUAAGGAUGACCUGUACUGGGUAGUAAAGAGAGGGGGACUGGACAAUGAAGAGGUCACUCCUAAAUCCAUCGGUGUGGAUUGGCUCAGAUGUCCUUCUCCCACUGCGACCCCUGCUCCAGCCAACCCCAGAAACCCGAAAGAAUGCUACUGCAGCGUGAGGAACUCAGCAGGACCUGUACGGGGCAAUCUGUUCCUCUUGCUCACUGCUCUGUUCAUGAUCCACUAGUGUUUAGGAAACCAGUCAAUUUUGAGAUUUUCUCCUUAUUUUUGAUUGUAUAUGAAUGACACUUUUGAGAUAACAGUAGAUCUAAAUUACAUUUUAAUAACUACAGUAAAAGAAAUAGAAAUUACACUUUAACAUUUUAAAUAUAUGUAAAAUUUACAUAUGUAUAUAUGUAUAUGUGUAUAUAUAUAUAUAUAUAUAUAUAUAUAUAUAUAUAUAUAUAUAUAUAUAUAUAUAUAUAUAUAUAUAUAUAUACACACACACACACACACUCAAAAAGAAUCCCACAUUCAUCUGGGAGUGGUACAAUCAUGAGGUCUUUACUUCAGCUCAGUUUAUAUAAAUGUAUGUAAAUUGUGUCUUUCAACAAGGUUAAUCACUCACACCAUUAAAACAGAUGAAUGUAGCAGAUUCUUAUUUUGUUCUACACUGAGGGUUGGGCUCAAGUCAACCCAGGUCACAGACAAUGUACUGUAUGAGCUAAUAAUAAUGACAUCUGCUGGACACAGGACAAUGUUGAGAAAUAUCAGUAAUUAACCAAGAACAAAACAAUCAGAUCAAGAUGUUGACUUAGUCAUACAUAGACUAUAGGAAAGUACUCCACAUUUAAAAUUCAGUGCUGCCAGUAAGUGUUGCAUUCUACAGAUCUUGAAUACCAAAGGAGGCACUUGGAGAAUUGAUGUGUAGUGCAGGUGUGUAUUUUGUAUGUUGUUAGUGAAGUAUUUUGAUUGACAAGUCAAAAUGAAUGUAAUGAAUUAUGUCAAAUGAGAAUGUUUUGUAUGUAGUUCGUCUACGGUCUUAGGGAGACAGACUGGUUUGUUUCCUCUCCACUAUCUUGUACAAAACUAAAUCAAAGCAGAAACUCAUUACAUAUCUCAGCACUCAUCUCACAGACACAGUACAUAUUUUGAUUAUGGGGACCCAGAUUCAUGUUUUAAUUCAGGAGGCAACCUUAGACAGUAUUUAAUCAUAAAAUAAAAAAUAAUAAAGUGUAAGUAAGGACUA